Messenger RNA from Moneuplotes crassus, 1658 nucleotides. NCBI's taxonomy places the organism in Eukaryota, Ciliophora, Spirotrichea, Euplotida, Euplotidae. The record is from the annotation of a GenBank genome assembly.
AAUAAUUGCAGCAAUGACCAAUAUUCAGGACAUAAUCUUAGAUGCUAUAAGCAGAUGAGGUCUUUACUCCUCCCUCGACUUUUUGAUCAACAAUUGAAACAGGAUUCUUUUAGUCUGAAUCUCCUUGCUGAUUCUCAACACUUUAGGACUGUACACAAGCAUCCUUCUAGGGCUUAUUAUGGGGUGUGUUGGGCUAAAAGUGUUUCAAAUCUAUCGUAAAGGCCCGCUAAACUAUCUUUCUCCCUCAUUGCUUAAGCUGCUGCUUCAAAGGUCGAUUUUUGAUAUACUUUGAGACAUCUGGUUUAUCCCAACGAUCACACUAUAUCUCUCAGCAAUGAUGAAGCCAUUCCUAUAUGAUGUAUCACCAAUGGAGGCUAAGAAAAUGAUUGAUGAGCUUCCUCACGACCAAAUGAAAAAGGUAAUCUUCAAGAAGGGUCUGUUGCACUUGCUCCCAGAGAAGGUAAACCAGACUCUUAAGAACAACUAUCAGGAGUCUAAGCUAGCUAAAGAGAGGAUGCCACAAAAUGAAAAUCAGGGAUCUAAUGGUUCCACUCGGUCAGACGAACAAGCCAAGAAUCACCUCGAUGACUCCUCUUUUAGUCUUGGAUCAGCCAAGGAUAUUUCAGAAGAUUAUAGGUUUGAUAAAAGGUAUGACUCUGAUAAUGAUUUUGGAGAGGAAAUGAAGAAGGUCGAGAACCCUAAGGCAGAUCCUGCCAUUGAAAACUCUACUUCCAAUAACCAUUUAUCGUCAGAGAUAAUUCAUGUCACCGAUGACGUCAAUCACACCAUGACCAAGGAAGAAACUAAAAACAUUGAAGAGCAGAUUAAUCUUGAAGAAGAGAUAGUAGACGAUCAGAUGGUUAAGGCUGAAGCAAUAGAUUCUCUAAACCUGGACGAGCCUUUCUCUUUCAAAGUCAUUCCAAUAUCUACUUCUCCAGGAUUUAAGGGUAGCUCAGACCCUGGAGCUGAAAACAGCAACUAUUUUGAUCUUCUGAAUCUUGAAACAGUUGUGCUUACCAGUAACAGAGACGAGCUUAUUGGGCAACAGAGAACGAUUCUGAACCACCAGCAACUCUCAACUCUUGGAUGAAUAGUUACUGCCCAAGGCAAAGGCACAAAAUUCAAAUUCAGCACUAUUUUUAAUUCGAAUGAAAUUCCAGAAGAGGACGUUUUCUGGGAUAACUUCUACAUUUUCAAAAAGAAGCAAGAAGAAAUCAAUAAAAAUAUAGCCUCAGAUGCUGAGGAUUCGGACUGCGAAUCUGUCCCUCAAAAACCGAUGAAAAUCGGAACAAUUUUGAAAGACCCUCAGAGCCUCUUAAAAAUGAUCCUCCACAAAAAAUUCAGAAAGAUUAGAAGAAGACUCAUGUUUAUCAACAGUGUUGGAGGACUUUCUCUAAUGAUUGUACUGUUCUUAGUCCAACUGAAAUACUCCAAAAGAUUCAGGGCUUACUCUAAGGGUCUCGCUCAUUUCCUCCUAUUUGUAAUCACUCUCUUAGGAAUGGGAGGCUCCUCAUACGUGAUCUAUCAGUUUAUCUUCGGCAAAAAGAAGACAUCAAGAAAGGAAUCUGACAAGAACCUACCAAACAGGAUGAUCAAGGACUAGUCUAAUUACAUCGUAACAUGCUCACCCAAAAUCUGUACACAUUUUUUUGUGUUAU